This is a messenger RNA of Gregarina niphandrodes, 486 nucleotides long. RefSeq lists its product as hypothetical. The transcript has 2 exons. The record is from RefSeq and is a predicted model, not a curated record. Bases 1 to 486 code for a protein of 161 amino acids. NCBI's taxonomy places the organism in Eukaryota, Apicomplexa, Conoidasida, Eugregarinorida, Gregarinidae.
AUGGCACGAGCAGUGCUUGCUAAGAAGCAUGUGGGAAGAGGGUUGAAGUUAGUUGCGAUUAUCGCCGCCGUGGCGGUGAACCCAGGAGUGCCUGAUGCCAAACCGGUGAGCAAUAUGGACGAGAAUAUAGCGGUACCUGAGCGGGCGGUAAUACCCCAAGAAACGAAUAUCCAAAAGUUGAUUGACGGCCUGAAGGCAGUGGAUGAGAAAGACUGGACUGAGUCACAGAAGCUGUUGUCUCAGAGGAUCGGUCGUGAGAGGCUUGAAGGCAUCUCACAAAUGAAUGAGCAGGGUCGGAAUUUCUUCCGGAAUGCUUGCAUUGUGGAGGACCCAUGGAAGGCAGAGGCUAUGGACCGGAAUGUUAUGGUUUUGCCCGUCAGAAGUGAGGACAAGGGUAGUUACUUACAAGCUUUCCAUAUAAAACCGGAAAUUAUGGAUCGUCUUCGUUCCUGGUUAUUGGGCAUUAAGCGGAGGAACUUAUCUUGA